Zootoca vivipara (common lizard) is the source of this 2748-nucleotide messenger RNA. The record is from RefSeq and is a predicted model, not a curated record. Lineage: Eukaryota; Metazoa; Chordata; Lepidosauria; Squamata; Lacertidae.
AUGAAAGUUUCCUGUAGGGCACACACCAGCACUGAUCUUUGAUACAUGUUUCUUUCCUCUCCUACUAUAUGUUAAUUUGUCUAUGAGCCUUCUGUGGCAUUAGAUGAAGUAAUCCUCCUAUAUAUGUAUUGAUCAGGAAUUAAGACAGUCCCUUGUGAAAGUCAGUAUGAGUGCCAGCCAAAGUAAAACAAGCAGGCAAGAUAAAAAGGAAUCAUUCUUGAAAAGUUGGCUUCCAGGGAGACCCAGUAUCAAUUAAAUAGCUAAAUCAAAUGCUGAAGUAGUUUAACGGAGGGGACAUAUUAAAUAAUAAAGAAUACAUUUGAGGGUGAGCAAAAUGCCCUUAUGCCACUGAGUAUAGACCAAAUCCCAAAUUAUUGGGUUUUUAUGCUAUGUUGAGCCCUGGCAUUUCUCUUUAUAGAGAUAUCCAGGUUCAUCGUCUUAAAUGUCUGCUGUGUGAGAAAUUUCUUAAAGUUAGUGUGGUGAUUAAACUUCUUGAUUAUGCAUGUAGGGAGGUAAAAAUGCAACAAUAUUAUGGCUAUACAGGCUCAAAUCGGAUAUUGUGUUUCCAAUCUCCAAACAGUGACCUAGAGAUUGGGAAUGUGUUGCAGGCUGUCAUGGUCCCUGCUUCCCUAUUAUGCAUAGAUUCUCCUCUAUUUUCCACAAUUUGUGGUAUUCAUUAUACUGUAUUCAGAUUCAGCAAACUAAGAUUAGCACUCACAGGGCAUCUCCUCCAAAACAUAUUUUGAAGCAGGUUGUCACACAGUGUUUGGAGGCACAUCUGGUAGUGCUAACCUGUAUUUUGUUAGAUUCUGAUAUUGUUUUAAACCAGGCACCCCCAAACUGCAGCCUUCCAGAUGUUUUGGCCUACAGCUUCCAUGAUCCAUAGCUAACAGGACCAGUGGUCAGGGAUGAUGGGAAUUGCGAGUCCAAAACAUCUGGGGGGCUGAAGUCUGAGGAUGCCUGUUUUAAACCAUAGUUAUCACAAGAAAGGAGGUGAGGAAUUUGGAGUUGAAGAAAUGUGAGCCUGUAGCAUAUUCCCUAUCUUCAAAUUAAUGACCUGAAACAUGAUGGUUGAUUAACCAGGGAGUCUUGAAUCACACAAGCAAUUUAUGAUGCAAUUUGAACCAUGUCUACUCAGAAAUAAGUUCUGUGGAAUUCAAAGGGACUUACAGGUUAUGAUGUGGAACUUGCAGAAAGCUCGCCCUCUGUGGAUUGUGGACUUGCAAGAGGAGGAAGUCAAUGAACAUUCAACUGGUCAGCUUUUUAACCCUCCAUUGGCCCAUUCCUUGUCUGUUUCUGCUUGUGGCAAUGUUUUUGGCUGUGGAGCUGAAGAUGGUAAAAUCAGAAUCUUUAGGGUAACAGGUACCAAGUUUGAGCAGGAGGCAGCAUUUAAGGGCCACUCCUUAGCAGUGUCACAGGUUUUCUUUCUACCAGAAGCCUACCGGUUCAUUACAGGAGGAAAUGAUGGCAGUGUGUUGUUGUGGGACGUCAGCAAUGAACUAGGAAAACAGAAGAGUCCAGUCAAAUCCAUCCACAGAAGGAGAACUAGGAUGCCCAACACCACCAAGAAACUUGACAAAAUAAAUGCAGAGUGUUCAAAUGAGCAUGUACCAAUUUUACCAAAACUGACGAUUGAACAUGGAGAGAAGGUGAACUGGAUUUCAUAUGCAGAGAUUAAAGGCUCUAGAAGAAUACUGGUUGCUGAUCAGAGUACCAGUAUAUCAGUCUAUCCUAUUGCUGAACCUUAGACAUGCCUUGGCCUAACCGUUUGUCUGAUACACCACCCUUAUUACCCCCAAUGUGUUUUAAACCAACUGCAGCUCUUCUGUAUAUUGUUAAAAAUAUUUAUUUUAGCAGUGGAUAAAGUUUAUUCAUUGUAUCAGUAAUGGGAUAUCUUAUGAUAAACCAGGUAUUAACUUGCUGAUGAGUCUGAAAUAAAAUUCAGUUGUGAAUGUGUGUGUGUGAAUAACUUUUUGACAGGAGAAAAAAAAAUUAAAAAUGCAUAUUGGCACAUGCUCUAGUAAGUUCCAAUGCCAUCAGAAGACUUUCAAAAUAACUUGUGCUUAUGAUUUAACUUUGAUCUUCCAGAUCCCUUCAUGCACAUUUAAGUCAGCUGAACUACAUCUACCCAGUAUUUGGAUUUGAGCUUUAAUGUAUAAUUUAUGCAUGAGUAUGCCUGAAUUUGUCCAUUGUGGAUCAAAAAAAAACCUGACUCCUGAAGUCUUAAAUUAUGGAGCACAAUCUAGGUUUCUUCUAUGAAGAAAUCAAACAUGAGUCCCUAAUUUUUUUAACCUAUUGUUACAUACUGUUGUUAUCAUAAAAUGUUAUCAGUAUGCCCAGGUUUAGAUACUUCUGCCUUGUUUAUUUACAUUAAUAUUAUUUUGCUGUUAUUAAAUCACAACUCCUUAUAAUUUACUUUUACUACACAAACUGAAAAUGUAAGUUUUAAAAGAAGAAAACCAAUAUGCUAAAUUUUCUGCCAAUAAAAGCAACUUUCCUUUUAUCAGGGCAGUUUUUCUUUCAUAGCAUAGUGAUUCUUGGCUCAUUCUCAUACUUUUGUUUGUAUGAACAGAAGGUGUGAUAGAUACUGAGAACUGUAUGGUACAAGGGAUAGUAGCAGCAUACUCUAAAAUCCUGGGUUUCUUCUUGAUAUUUUCAUAUUUAUGGAGAAUAAAGCUUUAACUGAUAAAGCUUUUCUGAGAUUUAAGCUGUGUAUACAAAUGGUGAUUUAAACCUUUUAAAAGAGCC